Messenger RNA from Nematostella vectensis (starlet sea anemone), 1950 nucleotides. RefSeq names its product E3 ubiquitin-protein ligase MARCHF4. NCBI's taxonomy places the organism in Eukaryota, Metazoa, Cnidaria, Anthozoa, Actiniaria, Edwardsiidae. Bases 592 to 1554 code for a protein of 320 amino acids. The record is from RefSeq and is a predicted model, not a curated record. Gene Ontology annotation, molecular function: ubiquitin-protein transferase activity; zinc ion binding. The transcript has 3 exons. Gene Ontology annotation, biological process: protein ubiquitination.
GAUAGACAUAACCCACUGGAUUUACUAUUGAAAACCCUAAUUCAUAAUUCACAGCGGAACGGGAUUAGGCGCUUAUCCCUCGAAUCGGUGCGGUUACGCUACUAGUCGACUUCUUUGGAACCACAUUUUAAAUAUUUGAACAAAUUAACACGAAACAAAUUGUCUUAAACAACCUUCCGCGCUAGCCGCCGUUGCCCGGACCGCCUCUUUGCCACAACCACGUUGGUACCGCUAUCAUCUUGAGAGGGGAAAUCUUGGCUGAGGUCCAGGGAUAGGAAAGCCAUUUAUUCACAGCGCUCAUUCGACAGGAAAGGGGAAAACCGCGCAGCAGAGGGAAUGUGCAUCACACACACAAUAGACAUUCUUCUACUCACGCAGGACAAAGGCUUCAGAUAAAGCUGAUUCGCGCGACCAGAACAAGCUUUGUAUGAGAGUACCUUGGAGUACUCAGAGAACAUGUCAAUACGAAAGUGGUGAAAUCUGAAGCGACCGGGAAAAGCCACAACACUGAGGUGUCAGUUCAACGUGUCGGACCGCUUCAAUUUCAAGCGAUCGAACCUUGAACGGAUCAGCACUGGCUUCAACUCCGCGAUGAAUACCUUGGCGUCCUCAGAACUCGCUCCAGAACAGCCCGAAGAUCUCGAGACUGUAGUCACGCUGUGGCCCACAGAGUUCAGUAAGCUAAUGGAUAGUGAAUCCCCAGAGAAUCUGGAAUUACACGCUCUCAAUAUGGACGGAGAUGUCAGUAAUGCUUCAAAUUCGAAAAGUAGCCCUAAACUUGAAUUCGAACUCCCGAUCGAAGAUUCGAAGCAGGAGUUGGGAUUUUUCGCGGAGUUCGAGUACGAGAACGAGUGCCGUAUUUGUCAUACAGAGGGGGAUGAGGUUCUCAUAAGCCCUUGCAAGUGUUCUGGUUCGACUAAAUGGGUCCACGAGUCGUGCUUGGUAUUAUGGUUUCAAGUUUCGCGGACAUCCAAAUGUGAGCUGUGUGCGGAGAAAAUCUCUGUUAAGAAAUACACGAAGCCGGUGCGAGAGUGGCGACGUCCUGACGUGAAAAGUGUCGGUCCGUGCAGCAAGGUUGACCUGUGGUAUUUAUUCGUCACCCUGUUCAGCGUGAGCACGAUCAUCGGCUUCGUUGUCUUCCAAGCGUGUGUCAAGUCGGACGAUGUCGAGUCUACCGCCGUCUUUUCCGCCAUCUACGUGCUGUGCGCCUUCAUGAUCGUACUGCGCGUUCGCUAUUUUUACCAGUGGUUCACACGGCGCAGCUUCUUCUGGCAAAAAUGGCGGCGACUUAAUCAGGAGUGGUUCAUAUCCACAGAGGGGCCCAGAUGUGAAGUGAAAACAUUGCCCCCUCAAGAUCCCGGAUGUGAGCUACAGGAAGUGCUAUCUGUUGAACCGAGUACUCUCGCGGCCCCGUCUCGAGAGGAGACAGCAAGCCCUGGGUCGAGUCCAGAGGACAGUAGUAUAGAGGAUAGCAUUCAGGGCGAGUCACGUGAUAGUUCAUUGUCUGAGUUGAUCAAGGGACGUGGUAUCGUCAUGAGCGAGUCGAUGGUUUGACGACGGUACUUGGGGGUAGUUCAUGUUGUAAACUUCGGGAAUUUUUUGCCAAUUGCUUGCGCAGGUUCGCUCUGUUGAUCACAUGGAAGGCAAAAGAAAUGUUCGACAGGCCCGUCCAUAUUACCCUGCAAAUGGGCGGCCAAUGCGUAAUACGGGUUAAAGGGUAGGUGUCGGAGAGAAGGAACAUAUACUCUUUGGAUUUGACAGACUGCCCUUAGGCGAAAUCACAGCUUAAUAUCCAUUUCAUUCGCGAAAUCUGGGAUAUUAGUCGAUACAAUCAAACAUAACAAAAAUUAGACAGAGUAUGUUUUGCAUUAGUUUUGAUAACUGUUAAAUAUAUUUAUAUAGAUCAUAUGAUCGCUAAAUGCUCUGGAAAUAAACAGAAAUCAGAUUUAA